ACAGCAACAGAACACACCCUGAACGUGGCGCCCAGGCUGCAGGGGCCCGGGAGCCUGGGCCUCCUGGUGUCUGGGGAGCUCCGUGUCCCCUCGCAGGGAGUGAGCGUGCCCACCGCAGCCUGUUCCCCAUGGGUCUGUGCGGCCGCCAGGCCCCCUCCAGGCCUCACCCCACGCUCCUCUCCCCAGGGCCCCCCGGGACCUCCCGGAAGGGAGGGGCCCCCCGGAGCAGCAGGCCAGAAGGGCAGCCUCGGUGACGUCGGCGCCCCAGGACCUAAGGGAAGCAAGGGAGACCCCGGCCCCAUGGGUGCACCUGGAGAGAGCGGCUCAGCCGGGUCCCCGGGGACACCGGGACCUCGAGGACCUCCGGGCCCCCCCGGGCCCCCGGGACCAGGAGUGCCUGCUGGAUUUGAUGACAUGGAGGCGUCUGGGAUGCUGCUCUGGUCCACCGCUCGAGGUGCCGCUGGCCCACAGGGCCUGCCUGGUGUGCCGGGACUUCCGGGGGAUCCAGGAGCGAUGGGGCCUCCAGGAGCUAAGGGAGAAGCUGGGGCGGAUGGAGCCCGAGGAUUCCCUGGCCUUCCUGGCAGAGAGGGCUCAGCAGGGCCCCUGGGACCAAAAGGGGACAAAGGGAGCCAGGGAGACAAGGUGAGUGUGGGACCCCAGCUGAGGGGCCCCAGGGAGGGGCUGCGCCCAGGGGGCCAGAGCCGGGGCGCUCUCCACGCUGCGCCCGGGGGGCUGGGUGAACUCUUGGGAACCACUCCGUGGCCCUGUGGACCCCUGGGACCCACUCCAUGGCCCUCCGUGGCUCUGGCCCCCGCACAGGGUAACGAGGUGGCGGCCGUGCAGCCUCCCGUGGUGCAGCUACACGAGGGUGGCCCGUACGCCCGGAGGGAGCACACGCAUGCCACAGAGCGGCCCUGGCGGGCAGACGGCGUCCUGGCGGUCCCUCCGCGCCUGCCGGACCCCCAGGCGUACCCUGGCGUCCCACACCACCACCACCACAGCCACCACAGCUCCUACAUGCACCUCCGGCCCGCCCACCCCACCAGCUCACCUGCCCACACCCACCAAGACUUCCAGCCGGUGCUCCACCUGAUCGCGCUCAACAGCCCCCUGCCAGGCGGCAUGCGUGGCAUCCGAGGGGCCGACCUCCAGUGCUUCCAGCAAGCGCGGGCCGCGGGGCUGCCGGGCACCUUCCGUGCCUUCCUGUCCUCGCGGCUGCAGGACCUGUACAGCAUUGUGCGUCGCGCUGACCGCGGGGCAGUGCCCAUCGUCAACCUCAAGGACGAAGUGCUGGCCCCCAGCUGGGAGGCCCUGUUCUCGGGCUCCCAGGGCCAGCUGCAGCCUGGGGCCCGCAUCUUCUCUUUCGAUGGCAGGGACGUUCUGAGACACCCCUCCUGGUAG
This is a messenger RNA of Dipodomys ordii (Ord's kangaroo rat), 1401 nucleotides long. RefSeq names its product collagen alpha-1(XVIII) chain-like. The record is from RefSeq and is a predicted model, not a curated record. The transcript has 11 exons. Lineage: Eukaryota; Metazoa; Chordata; Mammalia; Rodentia; Heteromyidae. The annotation marks the transcript as partial.